Molecule: messenger RNA, 3023 nt
Organism: Mercenaria mercenaria
Lineage: Eukaryota; Metazoa; Mollusca; Bivalvia; Venerida; Veneridae
Product: guanine nucleotide-binding protein-like 1
Exons: 13
Coding region: 113-1981 (622 amino acids)
Molecular function (GO): GTPase activity; GTP binding
Source: RefSeq, a predicted model, not a curated record
CUGCGGCAUGGUAACAUGUCCGCGCCCUUGAAAAACAAUUUUCCGCAGACAUCAAGUUGUACAUUUGUAUACACAGCUUUCACAUGUUUUGAUAUAUAUACAGAGAAAACAAAUGCCGAGAAAGAAACCAUUUAGCUCAAAACAGAAAAAGAAACAGUUACAAGAAAAGAGGCAAAGGAAACAAGCAAGUGGACCAAGCUAUUUACAUGAUAGUGACAGUGAUGAGGCAGAAGAGGGAUUGAAGGUGGUAUCUGCAGCUGGGAAGGACUCGAAACAUGAUUCAGAGGCUGGAAAGACGGAGGAUGGGGCAGUAAGGGAGAAGCUAAAUCUUGAUAAACAUGUAGAGAAGAUAAAUUCACAGCCAAAUGUUCUGCCACAACAUGGCAGAUAUGACCCAAACAGAUAUCGCCUGCACUUUUUCAAGGAAAGUAGAGAUGAUAUGGCCAAAAGGAAGGAGAGAACAAGACAGCCAUACACACCUUUACCAGAGGAAUGCCUUGAAAUGGACAUGGAUAUUGGCGGUGGAAAUUUUAUCGACAUACCAAAACGUCCACCAUGGGAUUAUAAACACUCAAAGAAACAGUUAGAAAAUAAUGAAGAGAGAUAUUUUAAGAGUUAUUUAGAUACCUUAUUCAGUGAACAUAACCCGGAGAAGCUGAGCUACAUGGAGUUGAAUCUAGAAACAUGGCGACAACUGUGGAGGGUUCUUGAAAUGUCGGAUGUUUUCUUGAUAAUUACUGAUAUCAGGCAUCCUGCUAUGCAUUUCCCACCUGCACUGUAUACAUAUAUUACAGAGGAACUGAAGAAGUCGGUUAUCAUUGUACUGAAUAAAGUUGACUUAGCUCCACCACCAUUGGUUGUUGCCUGGCAACAUUAUUUCAAAGAACAAUUUCCAUUGGUUGAUGUUGUUUGUUUUUCCUCCUUCCCAAAGUCAAAAGAAGAGGUGGAGCAGAUGUCGGAUAAAAUUGGAAAAGUUGUCUUCAAGAAAAGAAAACGUGGUACCUAUAGAGCACUAGGACCUAAAGAAUUACAUAAUGUGUGUAAAAACAUAGUGCAGUCAGAAGUGGAUCUUUCAAGUUGGGAACAUAAGAUAGAAGUAGACCAGGGUGUUGAGGCAGAUGACAGCAGUAGUGAUGAUUAUUCUGAUGACAAUGAUGAAGAUGAUGAAGACAUUGAUGAACAUCUCAAGCACAAAAACAAAGACACUAGUCAUGCAGAUCAUUCAUUCGAAGAACAUGAUAGAUACAGAGAUGGAAUUUUAACCAUUGGAUGUGUCGGUUACCCGAAUGUUGGUAAAUCUUCAGUUAUAAAUGGACUGAUGGGAAAAAAGGUUGUUAGUGUAUCUCGUACACCCGGUCAUACCAAACAUUUUCAAACAAUUUACCUCACACCAACUGUCAAACUGUGUGACUGUCCAGGCCUAGUGUUCCCAUCAAAGAUAGAUAGAAAUUUACAGAUUCUUGGUGGGAUGUAUCCAAUUUCCCAAGUACAAGAGCCGUAUUCCACCAUUAAUUAUUUGGCUGAGAGACUAGACUUGCCAAAACUCCUCCGGAUAAAACAUCUGGAUGAAGAUGUUGAUGAGAAAAGUUGCAAGUGGUCGGCAAUUGACAUCUGCGAAGCAUGGGCCGACAAGAGAGGGUUUCUGACAGCCAAAGCAGCUCGACUGGAUACAUAUAGAUCUGCAAACAAUUUGUUACGAAUGGCUCUUGAGGGAAGACUGUGUCUAUGUCUGUACCCAAAAGGAUUUGUGAAAAAUAAAGACUUCUGGGAGAAUCAUAGUGAUACAGCAGCUUUCAUUGACUUACAGAACAUGUAUAGACAGAAAGUACAAGCUUCUGCUAACUCUAAUCAGGAAUCAACUGACUCUUCAACCUCAGAGACAGAAUUAGACCAAAAGAAUGUUGAAGAAUCAUCACAAGGGAGACAGUCUGAGACAUUUACAUCUUCAAAUCCAUUUGCUUUGUUGGGGGAAGAGGGUUAGCGAAUGCUUUCAGAAAUGAGAAUUUUGUGUUCAGAACAUUGUGAUAUUGUUAAAGAGCCUUUUCUGCAUAACAAGAAAUAGAUAAGGGAGCAUGUGAUAUUCAUGAAGAAGAAGUUUGAAAUUUGAGGUAGUUCUGCUUGUGUGAUAAACCGGAAGUUUCUGGCGUAAUUUCAUUUAUCUGAAUAAUGUAGAACAAAGUCUGGUAUAACCCACAUAAUUGAAAAUCUGUUACUGAAAUAAAUGACAGUCCAUGAGAGAAUUUAUUAAAAUAACAAUGUUAACUUCCCUUUCAAAGAUAAAAUAUGAUAUUAAAACUUUUGACAUGAAAUAAGUUGAAAAAAUAUCUUCAAAUCAGCUUGCAAUGAGCAGACCUCUUUAAUAAUAGGCGAAGGUGUUAGAAGCUUGCAAUGAUGGAUACAAUUUGUUUCACUAUAUUAUAGCUAGCAUAUGUCAAUUAUAUCUGUCAGAAAUUUCAUUAACUUUAGCUUGCAUAAAUGUUGUCAAAAUAAUGAUUUCCUCAUAGACUUUCACUUAAUUAUUGUGUGAGGUUCAAAUUUUUCAAAUUGGUCUAGCACACAAUCUGAUGUUUUUUAUGCCCCCGAAGGGAGGCAUAUAGUUCUCAACUGUCCGUCUGUUCUUUAGUUUGUUUGUUCGUCACAACGUAAACUUUUUGCAUGAAGGCACUUUACUCGCAAACCACUGCACCCAGGACCUUCAAACUUCACAUGCUGAUAGUACUUAUUGAGUACAUGACCCCAACUGACCUUGGGGUCACUAGGUCAAAGGUCAAGGUAACCAGUCAAAGGUCAAGGCGCUGCGGGGGAAUUUGUCACCAUUAGUGACAGCUCUUGUUUAUUUGCCGAGUUUUCUAAGUACUGGUUGAAAAACCAAGGUUUAAUGAAAACCUACAUUGUUGAAAAAAAUUGAUCCAAACAUGCAUAACUACCUUAAUAUGAGAUGCAAACUAGGCAGAUUUCUUCAUGCUUUUAAAGAUUUGAAUAUCAGAAAUCAUAUUGUUUCAAAAUAAAAAAUAUAUAUGCUU